Molecule: messenger RNA, 2205 nt
Organism: Cucurbitaria berberidis CBS 394.84
Lineage: Eukaryota; Fungi; Ascomycota; Dothideomycetes; Pleosporales; Cucurbitariaceae
Product: glucokinase GLK1
Exons: 3
Coding region: 149-2080 (643 amino acids)
Biological process (GO): glucose 6-phosphate metabolic process; intracellular glucose homeostasis; glycolytic process
Cellular component (GO): mitochondrion; cytosol
Molecular function (GO): ATP binding; mannokinase activity; D-glucose binding
Source: RefSeq, a predicted model, not a curated record
GUACAGUUCUCCUCGCCUGCUGUCCCCAACGCGUUUGACUUUGCAUGUCGUUACGCAGUCGAAGCAUAGCAACUGAAGGCUGCCCACCUGCAGGGCCCCUCCACCGUCAUAGGCUAAGCUCCUCUCACGAGCAAAGCGGGGCAGGGCCAUGGUCAACGAAGACACGGCGCAGAACAGCAGUUCGUCUGCAAGCCCCAGGAGCCCAAUUCACGCCACUCAUUCACCCGAUUCGAGUCGUCGCCGGCGUGACCCUAUUCGACCUCCUCUUGCGAUCCAUACGAUAGCCAGUGUCGUCGUAUUGCUAGCGCUGCUUGUCCAGUUCUUUGCACCCCACUUCCCUCACGCGAUCCCACAAUUCUUCACCCAGCACCACCUUUGGCGUGUCCCUUCCCCAGGCAUCACGUUCCGCAAUCCCGUCCUCUUCCAACAAGAUCCUCCAACCUGUCCGAAGCCUCAACAACACGUCGAGUUCGUCGGAACCUUCAACACCAGACCUGAGCGCAGCAUGGUCCUCGCCGAGCAAGCAAAGCGCGUCGCCGCGGAGUUCGACUUCAGCAAAGAUGCUGUCAACAAGGCCGUCCAGGAGUUUAGGCGCGAGAUGGAUGAGGGCCUACAGAAGGAGGGCACUGAGCUGAGCCAGAUCCCUACCUACGUCACUGCAGUUCCGAAUGGCACUGAAAAGGGCCUCUACAUGGCCGUCGACUUGGGUGGCACCAACUUCCGCGUCUGCUCCAUCCAGCUGCAUGGAAACACCACCUUCUCUCUCACCCAGAGCAAAGUUGCCAUCCCGCGCGAGCUCAUGGUAGCGAAGACCUCGAAAGAGCUCUUCUCCUUCCUCGCAAAGCAGAUCGAAAACUUCCUCAAGGAGCACCACGAGGAGCACUAUGCUAGCACACUGCAGCGCCGAAAGCAUGGAGGGGCCAGCCCGGAGCAAGAAGAAAUCUUCAACCUGGGCUUCACCUUCUCAUUCCCUGUACACCAAAUUGGCAUCAACAAGGGCAUGCUGAUGCGCUGGACCAAGGGCUUCGAUAUUCAGGACGCUGUUGGCAAAGACGUUUGUGCUCUGCUUCAGGCUGAGAUUGACGAACUACAUCUUCCUGUGAAGGUCGCUGCCUUGGUCAACGACACGGUAGGAACGCUCAUGGCGCGCUCAUACACUUCCCCUGGCAAGACUGGUACCUUGCUCGGCGGCAUUUUCGGAACUGGUACCAACGGCGCCUAUGUAGAGAAGCUAGAGAAGGUCACAAAGCUCACAAAGAACAAAGAUGCCGGCGAGUACGACCAUUCGACUGGCGAAAUGAUUGUCAACACUGAAUGGGGCUCGUUCGACAACUCUCUCCGUACACUGCCAAACACCCCUUACGAUGUCGAGCUCGACGAGAAGUCGGUAAACCCCGGCAUCCAGAUGUUCGAGAAGCGAGUGUCAGGAAUGUUCUUGGGAGAGCUCCUCCGCCUCGCCCUCGUUAAGCUCGUCAAAGACCCCUCUAUCCCCCUGUUCAAGGACGAGAACUCCUCGUCAAACGACGUGCACAGCACAACCCAGAUCCAAAAUAGCAGCCCCAUAUGGCAGCAAUGGGGCAUCGACACCAGCUUCCUCAGCGUGUGCGCUGGCGACAGCAGCCCAGGCCUCCGUAUGCUACGACAGACAUUGGAUAAAGACUACGACAUCUCAGCCGUCAGCGCUGAAGAUGCAGAAGCCGUCCGCGACAUUGCCGCAGCCAUCGGCCGCCGCGCAGCGCGGCUUGCCGCCGUCGCCAUCGCUGGCGUCAUCAUCAAUACGGGCCGUCUCUCCACUUCCUCCACCGGCACUGCCACCACGGAAAGCAAAGCAGGUGUCAAUCCCCCGCGCGGAAACGUCGAAGUCAAAGAAGAGGAUGUCAUUGACAUUGGUGUUGAUGGAAGUCUGGUCGAGUUUUACCCCAAUUUCGAAGAACAUAUCCGUCAGGCGCUGCGGGAGGUGCCAGAGAUUGGGGAUCAUGGAGAGAAGAGGGUCAGGAUUGGUAUCGCGAAGGACGGGUCUGGUGUAGGAGCCGCACUGAUUGCGCUUGUCGCUGGAAAGGUAGCGGCGCCAGAGGAGUGAUGUACUGCUCUCAUGGAGAGUGGGCGGAGAGUGAGAAAACAUAUGAGACAGGAAUCUCCUAAAUGGGAUGUUUUGCAUAUGCAGUUGAAGCUAGCAUUUCCAAAAUAAAAUAAAAUAUAUAUUCU